Molecule: messenger RNA, 771 nt
Organism: Pyricularia oryzae 70-15
Lineage: Eukaryota; Fungi; Ascomycota; Sordariomycetes; Magnaporthales; Pyriculariaceae
Exons: 2
Coding region: 1-771 (256 amino acids)
Source: RefSeq, a predicted model, not a curated record
AUGUGGCAGGCCAGCACUGCCCCUCGCGACAUAUUUAGCUUUGCCUUUGCUUUGGGUGCUUCAAUUCAUUCCAUUUUUAGGGGUCGUGAUCGUCGUGGUCGUCGCAUAACAAGGGCCAAGAAAGCAAUGGGGGCCAAUUUAGGGGCACUCAUUCUCACCCGCUGCCGAGCCAUCAAAGAGGCACCCAGACCCGGUUUUUGGUUCACAUUUCUUUUUUCUGGGAGGGGACUUUUUGACUCAGUCCUCCGCACCCAAGUCUGGUACUUGGCAUUGGUUGGCGGAUUCCGCAAAGAGAUCGACACGACAGAGAACACAUCUCUACCCAAGGCAACCAAGGGUGCUUGCUCCGUAGGAAAAAUGCACAGCAGACAACUAGUCAGCACGGCAGAACGGCUUUUGGUCCAGAUGGUCCUUCUUACAGCACUAGUUGAUACUCACUCGUUGCCUGACUUUGUGCUUGCUUGCGUCUCGACCAGUCGGCUUCCCUUGGCUCUCCAGUUCCAACCAAACAUACCAUGGCAAUAUGAUGUAUGGGAUCCAGAUAAGCGUUACAUUCGCCUUCACGGGAACCCGCCCACCCCGCUGCCCUGCAGUGUGAACCACUCGCCAGCCGAUGAUUUUGCUGUUGCAGCCACGCGGGUGGGCAUGGAGAAUAAAGGUUACCCGCCCCAGUUUAUUUUACAUACCUACUAUGGUACUUGGUUCGGCGUUCCCUCCCCCUGCAACCCCCCCGCCUGUCAGGACAUGAUAGGAACAGGGGGCAAGGGGUGA